UACGCGUGUACCUGUGCGCGACGAAUAAGCCGUGCCACCGGUAACCUUGGACGAGUCGUGUCGUAGUAGUUAUCGCGGUCAAACCAUGUGGCACCAAUGAUUACGGGUACACCGCACGAAUACGUAUAGUAUAUUGUAGUGCAUUAUUGUACGCACCUGUGGUACCGUGCACGACAUUACUGCAAGAUGGUGUAUUGUACGUCGCGUUAAAAUUUUUAUAAUUUCACAACGGGGGGGGGGGGGGGGGGAGAAACGUUAUCACUGCGUUCGGCGUGACUGUACCGCCCGUCCCCGCGGACCGCGUGCGAAACCGACAGCUCGUGCAGCACAGGGUCUAUACGUCGGUAACGCGGUGCACGGACCAAGGUUGCUGAUUAAAAGUAACGGAAUUUUCGACGGUAAUUGAUCUUGUAGGUUAAACCCAAUCACAAUAAAUUUUCGCCGCAGACCGCGACCGUUACCGCUGGUGCUGUAACGCGCGACGUUUUUCCCUGGUCCUACGGUCGUCUGGAUCACGUAAAAUUUUCGAAUCGUCUUUGAUGUGCUGGAACAAGUGCCGACCGGAUUCGUUCGUCUCCCGCGCAACACUCGUCCAACCGAACGCCGGAUAAACACGUACGAUGGGCGAACACUUGACCGACCAAGAACUGCGGCAUCGUUUGUCCGUGUUCAACACCGUGGUCCCUCCAGUCACCAAUUCCACCAGAGGAUUGUUGCUGAAAAAACUCGCAAAACUCGAACAUGAUGCAAAUGUGCAAAUGAACCAGGUUGGCUCGUCCGUUAAAGAUAACAGCUCUUUGUUAAACGUUUCAAAUUGGAAUAAUUCUGCCAGUGAAGACGAAGAUCAAAACUCUUAUUUGUUACCAGACUCCAAAAAGUUUCUUAACAAAUUACCUGAAAUACAGACUGAAAUUAAAACGCCUAGGCUCCUUGACUCCAGUAUAAACAUAACUUCGAGAGAACCUGUCAUUCGAAGACCUCGGUCGGAUCCUCUUACUGAAACUCCAAACGCUGAUAAGGCUAUACAAAGGUGGAGAAAAAAAAUGAUGGAUCAAUCACAAAAUAACUCUGAUGUGACAAAUACUUCACAAUUUGAUUUUCAAUCGCCUGUUUUAUCAAUUUAUUCUCAAAAUUCAAGGAGAUAUGUUCAACCAACACCACAAAGACACCAAGGAACUAGCUAUACAAGAAAUACUCAAUAUAUCAUAUUACUUUUUGUUGGAUUUUUUGUAGUCAUUUUUGGAUUAUACUUUACUUCAAUACAAUCAAGUACAUUUGUAUUACCUUCAGGUGUUUUGAAUACAUUGUGUGCUGUUAAAAAUCUAGAAACAUUAGAUUGUAAUGCAGAACAAGAAAAAACUCAACUAUUAUAUAACUUUUUGAUAUCAGAAGUUCAAGAUAAAUUUAUAAAGAACCAAUGUGAAAAUUCAGAUAUAAAACCAAUUAUGGAAGCAAAAACUGUGUUUGAAUAUAUUUCUACCCAUGAAAAUAUGCCAUCUAGAGAUAUCGAAGAACUAAUUGGACUAUUUAUGAAUAUUGCAAAAACUUAUUCUGAUUCGCCCAUUGGAUUUGAUGAUAAUGCAUUUAAUAUAAACGUGCAACCAAAUUUACCAAUUUUCUGUGCUGUUAAAAAUAUUUUCGCCAACAUGUUCUAUCUUGUUUUAUGGCUUGGAGUUGUGGCUUUGGCUAUUAUUAGUGUUUAUUUUGGAAUAUGCUAUGUUACGACUAAAAGUGAAAAACAUAGGCAAGAAGUUAAUCGAUUAGUUGAAAGUACCAUUGAUUUAUUGAAACAACAAGCACAAUAUAGACCAAAUGAAGGUUAUCUGCCAAUUAUACAUAUACGUGAUCAAUUAAUUCCACUCAAUGAAAGACAAGCUAAAUCUAAAAUUUGGAAUGAAGUUGAACAGUACUUUACCGAAUCAGAAUCAAGAGUAAGAUCUGGAAUUCAGCAAAUUGAUGGUGAAGACUUUCAUGUUUGGAGAUGGGUUCAACCUAUGUCACCUGGUUCAGCGAAAAAAGUUUGGCAAGGUCAAGCAUUUGAAACUAAUGAAGGUAGUAUGAAUUCUCCUCAACCAAGUCCUACUUCCUGUCUGAAAAUCCGUCACAUGUUCGGACCAGAUUCUUUGAUUGGAACUGAUUGUAUAACACGUGUUAAAGAUGCCAUUUUAGAAAAAUGCGAUGGUGUUGAGGUUCUACAUCUUUCAGUUGAUGGUAACAGUCUAGAAGGAUGUGUUUAUGUUAAGUGUGCUUCUCCUGCUGAAGCAGGAAAAGCUUAUAGACAGUUACAUGGAUUUUGGUAUGAUGGCAAAUUAGUUACUGUUAAAUUUUUACGUUUGGAGCGUUAUCAUCAAAGAUUUCCUGAUGCUGUUUCUGCAACAAUACCUCUUAGGCCUUCUAAUAAUGAAAAACGUUCAUUACAAUAAAUUAUGUUGUAUUUAAAGAACUUUUAAAUAUUAAUGUAAUAGAAAAAUGUUUUUACUUAUA
Sipha flava (yellow sugarcane aphid) is the source of this 2484-nucleotide messenger RNA. It is a transcript of the gene MAN1, whose product is annotated as inner nuclear membrane protein Man1. Gene Ontology annotation, biological process: negative regulation of BMP signaling pathway; nuclear envelope organization. The record is from RefSeq and is a predicted model, not a curated record. Lineage: Eukaryota; Metazoa; Arthropoda; Insecta; Hemiptera; Aphididae. Gene Ontology annotation, molecular function: chromatin DNA binding. Bases 621 to 2423 code for a protein of 600 amino acids. The transcript has 11 exons. Gene Ontology annotation, cellular component: nuclear inner membrane.